This is a messenger RNA of Prionailurus viverrinus (fishing cat), 2982 nucleotides long. RefSeq names its product cadherin 16 (gene CDH16). The transcript is spliced from 17 exons. Gene Ontology annotation, cellular component: plasma membrane; catenin complex; adherens junction. Gene Ontology annotation, biological process: cell morphogenesis; multicellular organism development; homophilic cell-cell adhesion. The coding region runs from base 71 to 2560 and encodes 829 amino acids. The record is from RefSeq and is a predicted model, not a curated record. Gene Ontology annotation, molecular function: cadherin binding; calcium ion binding. Lineage: Eukaryota; Metazoa; Chordata; Mammalia; Carnivora; Felidae.
UGGGAGGGACCCCGUGCCUACUGAUCCUGGCUGUACCCUCACUGCCGUGUCCUUCAGGCCCAUCCUGACCAUGGUCCCUGCCUGGCUGUGGCUGCUUUACCUCUCUGUUGCCCAGGUUCUCCCAGAGGCCCAGCCUGCAGGACUGUAUGUGGAAGUCCCAGAAAACUAUGGUGGAAAUUUCCCUUUGUACCUGAUCAAGCUACCACUGCCCCCUGAGGAGACUGAAGGUAAGAUGGUGCUGUCAGGAAACCCGGACAUGACAGCCGAGGGCCCCUUUGCUGUGGAUGCAGAGUCUGGCUUCUUGCUGGUGACCAGGGUCCUGGAUCGCGAGGAGCAAGCGGAGUACCGGCUACAGGUCACCCUGGAGACUGAGGACGGACAUGUCUUGUGGGGCCCACAGCCCGUGCUUGUGCAUGUGAAGGAUGAGAAUGACCAGGUGCCCCACUUCUCUCAGUCCAUCUACAGAGUUCAGCUGAGCCAGGGCACCAGGCCUGGCAUCCCCUUCCUCUUCCUUGAGGCUUUGGACGAGGAUGAGCCAGGCACAGCCAACUCAGAUCUCCGAUUCUACAUCCUGAACCAGGCUCCAGCCCGGCCUUCCCCAGACAUGUUCCAGCUGGAGCCUCGGCUGGGGGCUCUGGCCCUCAGUCCUGAGGGAAGCACCAGCCUAGACCAGGAUAUGGAAGGGCCCUACCAGCUAUUGGUACAGGUCAAGGACAUGGGUGACCAGGCUUCGGGCCACCAGGCCACAGCCACCGUAGAUGUCUCUGUGGUAGAGAACACCUGGGUGCCCCUAGAUCCUGUCCACCUGGCAGAGAAUCUGAAAGUUCCAUACCCACACCGCAUUGCCCAGGUACACUGGAGUGGGGGAGAUGUACAUUAUCAUCUGGAGAGCCAGCCCCCUGGACCCUUUGAUGUGGAUGCAGAGGGGACACUCUACGUGACCAAGGAGCUGGACCGAGAAUCCCAGGCUGAGUACCUGCUCCAGGUGCAGGCUCAGAAUACCCGUGGUGAGGACUACACAGAACCUCUGGAGCUGCAUGUGGUAGUGAUGGAUGAGAAUGACAAUGCACCUGUCUGCCCCCUACAUGGUUCCCCAAUCAGCAUUCCUGAGCUCAGCCCUCCAGGCACUGAGGUGACUAGACUGUUGGCAGAGGACCUGGAUGCCCCCGGUUCCCCAAAUUCCUACAUUGUGUAUUGGCUGCUGAGCUCUGAGCCUGAGGAGGGAGCAGAGGGAAGAGCCUUCAAACUGGACUCCACCUCAGGCAGUGUGACAGUCGGGGACGCCCCCCUCCAGGCUGGCCAGAGCAUCUUACUUCAGGUGAUGGCUGCUGACCUAGGAGGAGCAGAGGGUGGCCUCAGCAGCACAUGUGAGGUCACUGUCACAAUCACAGACAUCAAUGACCAUGCCCCCGAGUUCACCAAUUCCCAGAUUGAGCCUAUAAGCCUCCCUGAGGAUGCAGAGCCUGGGACUCUGGUGGCCACACUCACAGCCACUGAUGCUGACCUUGAGCCUGCCUUCCGCCUCAUGGACUUUGCCAUUGAGGUGGAGGACGUGGAGGGGACCUUCGGCCUGGAUUGGGAACCAGACUCCAGUCAUGUCCAACUUCGACUCCUCAAGAACCUCAGCUAUGAGGCAGCUUCAAGCCACAAGUUGGUGGUAGUGGUUCGGAGCGUGGCAGAGUUGGUAGGGCCAGGCCCAGGCCCUGGAGCCACAGCCACAGUGACGGUUCUUGUGGAAAGGGUGGUGCCACCCCCCAAGUUGGACCAGGAGAGCUACGAGGCCAGUGUUCCAGUCAGCACCCCAGCUGGCUCCCUCCUGCUGACCAUCCAACCCUCAGACCGCAUGAGCAGUCCCCUCAGGUUCUCCCUGGUCAAUGACUCAGAGGGCUGGCUCUGCAUCAAGGAGGUCUCUGGGGAGGUGCACACCGCGCGGCCUCUACAAGGUGCCCAGCCUGGGGACAUGUACACAGUGCUCGUGGAGGCCCAGUAUGAAGAUGAGCCGACACUGAGCGCCUCUGCAACCCUCGUGAUCCACUUUCUGAAGGCCCCUUCUUCCCGGGCCCCAACUCUGAACCACGUGCCCACCCGACACCUCUGCACACCCCGCCAGGACCAUGGUGUGGUUAUCAGUGGACCCAGCGAGGACCCUGAUAUGGCUGGUGGACAUGGUCCCUACAGCUUUGCCCUUGGUCUCAACCCAACAGUGCAGCGGGAUUGGCACCUCCAGGCUCUCAACGGUUCCCAUGCCUACCUCACUCUGGCCCUGCAUUGGGUGGAGCCACGUGAGCACGUAGUACCCAUAGUUGUCAGCCACAAUGCCCGGAUGUGGCAGCUCCUGAUCCGAGUGAUCGUGUGUCGCUGCAACGUAGAGGGACAGUGCAUGCGAAAGGUGGGCCGCAUGAAGGGCAUGCCCACGAAACUGUCAGCCGUGGGCAUCCUCGUGGGCACCUUGAUGGCGAUAGGCAUCUUCCUUAUCCUCAUCUUCACUCACUUGAGCCUGGCAAGGAAGAAGGACCUAGAUCAGCCAGUGGACAGCGUGCCCCUGAAGGCGGUGGUUUGAAUGGUCCAGCCAGACCCAGUUGGGAACUUGGCCUUUCCAUCUGAGUCCACUGGGAGGGGCCCAGGACUGCUGAUCACCGGGGGCUAGGACAGUAUAAAAGCCCCUUCACCGCCCUAGAGUGGAGGCAACAUCACCACACAAGUCUGUAGAGCCUGACCACUGACUUUAUGGGCUGCCCAUGGGAGUGCUCCAAAUGGUGGCACAUUUGUCCAAUAAUAAAACCUCAGAGAGCAGGGCAUGUGUUCUAAGGGGCUGCUGUGCCUGUGUCUGUCAUGUGCGUGUGUGCAUUACCCAUGUCCAAGGUACCCAUGUACCUUGAGUAUUUUCCCAUCUUCUGCUGCACAGAAAGGGUCUAGGGGCUUGAGGGACAAGCCUGGGGUCCCCUUUGAGGAGGAACAUGGGGACAUCAUAUUGGUUUUUGG